AUGGCGUUCGUCUCCCAGCUCUUCCAGAGACUUAGGCUAUCGCGGGCUUCGGUAUCGCGAUAUUCUACACUGAGAGCACCCAAGGAAAGCGGCGAGAUGAUACCACCAAUAGAGGCAAGGGACGCAAGCAGCGGGGCCGUAAACGCAGCAGCCAGCGUUUCAGACUAUUCAAUCUUCAAAGAGGACGAGAAGUACAGUCGCAAGGCUUGCCUGACGGCUCUCCAAGGUGAAAAGGUACCAGAAGCACUCGGCCACCCACUGCAUGAAUUCUGUACGGUCCAUGGCAUUCGGUACCACUCAGGCUUCGGCGAUGAGCUGCAUGGAUCUUCACCAAUCUUCGCUCGUGCUCUGAAUGCGCGAAGAAUUAUGAGCGGCAUCAUUCCCGACAUAAAGUCUCCUCUUGAGAUGCCGUACUGUAUAUGGCAUCCCGUCACCGCACUCGAGAAGACCUACCGGGAGCUCGUGCAAAGAUAUCCGCAAAUGGCAUAUCACGUCGCCAGAGCGUGUGCUGUGGCUGGAUACACACGGCUCUAUGGGGAGCUGGACGUCCUGCCCGACGUGCAUGUCGCCGAAGAAGCAAGAGAGUGUGGCAAUAUGGCCAUCUACGACGCCGUUGUGUCUCAACCGGUCCGUUACAGCAUCAUGAACGACUACACGCGCUCCGUGGAUGUUGAUAGCCGGCAAGCUGCAAACCUCAAUGGCGAUACGUGUGUCUGCUGGAUGCUUAACAUCAAACAGAAACUGCCGAGCGAGGACGAUGUCGCUGACCCGCUCUUCGGGUCACUCGAGUACCAAGAAACAAUGUUCGACCUGUGUGAGGAUCAUCACUUCGACGAGCGCAAUUCUGAGGCUCCUUCAAAGUCGGUGUCCGCAUCGAGGCCGGAACUACGACUACUUCACGAGCCGUUACCGGCUGAUUUACCGACAGUCCAGAAAGAUUUGCUCAUCCUCAUGGCUGCAUACCACGGCAACGUUGACAGGUACAUCUCUCCUGGAAACCAGCCUGAGCUCAGCAGCACUGAGACUCGGGCUUCGCGCGCCAGCUGGCUCUUCGUCAACAUCUACGGAAGUUACCAACAGCUGAGGACGAUGAAGCUUGCGACAAGCCCCGGCGUGACCGUCGACGUCUGCGUGGACGGUGUUGCGCUACAAGAAUACGACGAUCCAGGCGAAGCGGGCAACGAUGAGCCACUGAAGCGAGUAAAGUACAUCGAGGCUGUGCCGGGCUCAAACUUCACUAUCCGCCUCCAGACGAUUAGAGCUCAGCUAGGCGGAUGUGAAAAGGACGUGCUUGACUGGACAAUUCACUUGGACGGCAAGUAUGCGACUGAUCGUAUCGCCUCCGUCUACAGUACGUCGGCCUACUGUUCUUCUAUCGAGGUUGUGGACCGGAAGGUCGGUAGUGCCUACGUCAAAGAGUGCUUCACAUUUGCUGAGCUAAACACCGACGAGGGACCACUGCAAGGCCUGAAACCCAUUGACUUCCAGCAGCUUGGCGAAAUUGAGGUGCGCUGCGUCUUCGCUCGUCGGACUGGCGCUUCAAGACCGCUUGACGGUGAAAGCUUUACGCCUGUCUCAAAAGGAAAGGCCCUGCCAGAGAAGGUGCUCAAAGGGCGUGCGAUCUCCAGCCAAGUUUCGUUGGGCCAGCCAGAACUGCUGAACUAUGUCCCGACCGUGAGUUCUCUCAACUGGCCAUACGGCAAAAAGCCGUUUGCGACGUACGCUUUCAGGUACAGAUCGCACCGCGACCUACAAAUCGAGAACAUCAUCCCGCGCUCUCCCUCUCCUGUGCCACUUGAAGACAGGGAUCCGGAGUUCCUCACGCUCGAGGAAGCCAGAGAACUUCUCCGUCGUAAUCGGGAGAAGGACGCAGAGCAAGCUCGCACGAAGGAAGAGAAGGUCCGUGUGAAGAAGGAGAAGCGCGAUCGCGAAUCGUUCGAGAAUGACGAUGACCUCGCUAUCACCGGAGAGAACCAGGCGAACAAGCGCACCCGCCUGUCGACCGACUCUGGUAUCGAGAUCGUCGACCUGACGGACCUUUGA
Molecule: messenger RNA, 2043 nt
Organism: Saxophila tyrrhenica
Lineage: Eukaryota; Fungi; Ascomycota; Dothideomycetes; Mycosphaerellales; Extremaceae
Exons: 5
Coding region: 1-2043 (680 amino acids)
Source: RefSeq, a predicted model, not a curated record